Molecule: messenger RNA, 1971 nt
Organism: Elephantulus edwardii (Cape elephant shrew)
Lineage: Eukaryota; Metazoa; Chordata; Mammalia; Macroscelidea; Macroscelididae
Gene: ENTPD4
Product: ectonucleoside triphosphate diphosphohydrolase 4
Exons: 12
Coding region: 1-1851 (616 amino acids)
Biological process (GO): nucleoside diphosphate catabolic process
Cellular component (GO): membrane
Molecular function (GO): nucleoside diphosphate phosphatase activity
Source: RefSeq, a predicted model, not a curated record
AUGGGGAGGAUUGGCAUCUCCUGCCUUUUCCCUGCUUCCUGGCAUUUUAGCAUCUCUCCAGUCGGGUGUCUUCGAAUCUUGAAUGCUAAUUUACGCCAAAUUAUUGUCAUCAGCAUCCUAGCUGUGACUGUUUCACUUCUAUACUUUUCUGUUGUCAUAAUCCGAAAUAAGUAUGGACGGUUAUCCAGAGAUAAGAAGUUUCAGAGGUACUUGGCACGAGUUACUGACAUCGAAGCAACAGACACCAAUAACCCUAAUGUGAACUAUGGCAUCGUGGUGGACUGUGGUAGCAGUGGGUCUCGGAUAUUUGUCUAUUGCUGGCCAAGGCAUAAUGGCAAUCCUCAUGAUCUUUUGGAUAUUAGACAAAUGAGGGAUAAAAACCGAAAGCCAGUGGUUAUGAAAAUAAAACCCGGCAUUUCAGAAUUUGCUACCUUUCCAGAGAAGGUCAGUGAUUACAUUUCUCCACUCUUAAACUUUGCUGCAGAGCAUGUGCCACGGGCCAAACACAAGGAGACGCCUCUCUACAUCCUCUGCACAGCCGGGAUGAGGAUCCUUCCUGAAAGUCAACAAAAAGCCAUCCUGGAAGACCUUCUGACUGACAUCCCUGUGCACUUUGACUUCCUGUUUUCUGACUCCCAUGCAGAAGUCAUUUCAGGGAAGCAAGAAGGUGUGUAUGCUUGGAUUGGCAUUAAUUUUGUCCUCGGACGAUUUGAACAUAUUGAAGAUGAUGAUGAAGCAGUUGUGGAGGUUAACAUUCCCGGUAGUGAAAGCAGUGAAGCCAUUAUCCGCAAGAGAACAGCGGGUAUUCUCGACAUGGGAGGCGUGUCGACUCAGAUCGCAUACGAAGUCCCCAAAACUGUAAGCUUUGCCUCCUCACAGCAGGAGGAAAUAGCCAAAAACUUAUUAGCUGAAUUUAACUUGGGAUGUGAUGUUCACCAAACUGAACAUGUAUACAGGGUCUAUGUGGCCACAUUUCUCGGAUUUGGUGGCAAUGCUGCUCGACAGCGAUACGAAGACAGAAUAUUUGCCAACACGGUUCAAAAGAAUAGGCUUCUGGGUAAACAGACUGGUCUAACUCCUGACGCUCCAUUCCUGGAUCCCUGCUUACCGCUAGACAUCAAGGAUGAAAUCCAACAAAAUGGACAGACCAUGUACCUUCGGGGAACAGGAGACUUUGACCUGUGUCGAGAAACUAUCCAGCCUUUCAUGAAUAAAACUAACGAGACACAGACUUCCCUCAAUGGGAUCUACCAGCCUCCAAUUCACUUCCAGAACAGUGAAUUCUAUGGCUUUUCUGAAUUCUACUAUUGCACUGAGGAUGUGUUACGAAUGGGAGGAGACUACAAUGCUGCUAAAUUUACUAAAGCUGCAAAGGAUUAUUGUGCAACAAAGUGGUCGAUCUUGCGGGAACGCUUUGACCGAGGACUCUAUGCCUCUCAUGCUGACCUCCAUAGGCUAAAGUAUCAGUGCUUCAAAUCUGCCUGGAUGUUCGAGGUGUUUCAUAGAGGAUUUUCAUUUCCUGUCAAUUAUAAAAAUUUAAAGACUGCCUUGCAAGUGUAUGACAAGGAGGUUCAGUGGACCCUCGGAGCAAUCCUUUACAGAACACGCUUUUUACCUUUAAGAGAUAUCCAGCAGGAGAUCUUCCGGGCCAGCCACACGCACUGGCGGGGCUUCUCCUUCGUCUACAAUCACUACCUGUUCUCUGGCUGCUUCUUGGUGGUCCUGCUGUCCAUCCUCCUCUACUUGCUCCGGCUCCGACGCAUUCACCGGCGGGUGCCCCGCAACAAUUCGGUUGCCACUCUCUGGAUGGAAGAAGGCCUUCCACCUCAGAAGAUUGCCGGUACCUUGUGAGCCUGGGAGUCAGCGAGCUCCGGAAGACUCUAAAGGAAAAGCCAUUUUUGCCUCAGGGUUUGUCUUUGUUCUCAUUUUCUUUUCUCCUUUCCUUGUUGGCUUCUUGAAACAAAAACAAAA